Messenger RNA from Eimeria acervulina, 4521 nucleotides. Its product is annotated as AT hook motif-containing protein, putative. The coding region runs from base 1 to 4521 and encodes 1506 amino acids. The record is from RefSeq and is a predicted model, not a curated record. Lineage: Eukaryota; Apicomplexa; Conoidasida; Eucoccidiorida; Eimeriidae. The transcript has 9 exons.
AUGAAAGCAGGCUGCCGGGCUUCUGCUGCAGCAGUUGCUGCAGAGUCUGCUGUUACUGCUGCAUCUUCACCACCAGCAGCAGCAGCAGGCAACAGCCCUGCGAGCCCUCCAGGCAUUCACUCCCCAGCUCUUCCUCCUCCUCGCCGCAACAGCAGCAACUGCAGCAGCAGCAGCAGCAGCAGCAACAGCAGCAGUCCGUCCCUUAGAACGGUUCGCGCUGCUCCAGCCAGCAAGUCCCCUCCGUUUAAGGUGGGGCAGUCAAAGCCUGCAGCAGCAGCAGCAACAGCAGCAGCAGCAGCAGCAACAGGGGGACAAGCGUUGCAGCAUCGCAGCAGCAACAGACUUCAUGGGACCUCUCCCCUACCAGUGGACUUCAACUCCACAACCCGCAGCAGCAGCAGCAGCAGCAGCAGCAGCAAAGGCGAGCCCGAUGGAGCGCAGCAGCACUCCAAGAGACAUUCUUCAGGCGCCGACAACGCUGCUGCUGCCUCAGAAGCAGCAGCAGCAGCAGCAGCAAAUAGUGGUUCAGAGGACUUGGAGGGAGGUGCGCAGGAGGAGGAGACUAUGACAGAAAACACUGAUAGCCUUCACAGCGAUUCUGCAGCAGCAGAUGCAGCAGCAGAUGCAGCAGAAGAUGCAGCAACAGAUGCAGCAGUAGAUGCAGCAACAGAUGCAGCAGCAACUGAAGGCGACCUUGAAACGGAGGAGGCAGCCGAGGAGGAGACAGGGGGCAGCGACACAGAGACAGCAGCAGCAGCAGAGCAGCAGCAGCAGCGCAGGUGCUCUAGCCGACAGCGUCGAGGUACGCUCGCCUCCAGCUGCAGCAGCGUCCGCAGCAGCAAGACGCCUUCAGCCCGCAGCGCUGCAGCAGCAACACCACCGGCAGCAGCAGCAGCCGCAGCAGCAGCUAGAGGAGACAAAGCGACGACGGAGACCGAUGAAGCGGGAGGCAGCUGGGGAGACACCCCAUCUACAAAGGGCAACGCCGAUUUAAUAGCACUAAACGAUGCAGACAAAGAGAAGCACCCCGAGUGGUACAGUGGGGCUGUGAGUGCAUGCGAAGCGACGCAUCGAUGUUUGUGUUGGUGGAGGUUUCGGCCUACGGGGAAGCAUCAGCCUGGACUUGUUAUUAAAGACUUAGACUCUGAAGUCGAGGCUAAGCGCAUGACGGCAAGCGUGCGAGAGACUCUGCUAGAAGGUGUAGCAGGAAGAGGACAGCCAGGGCGUGCAGGUGUAUGCAAAGGCAGCGGGGCGAAAGCAGAGGUGGUGGUGGUGAUGAGUUUAGAAGAUUUAAAAUACUCCCUUUGUAACUGGACCACUACUAAACCAAUGCCAUUCCCCGCUGGUAGUCAACAGGGUCGCCUUGAGAAGAUCGCAGACAUGAAGCACGGCUGUCCCGCUGCACUUGAAAAUCAGCUGCUCGAUACUUUAGCGCGAGAACAAAUUAAACCAACUCACGACAUAGUGAAGCAUCUCUUGUCUGUUUCGGCGGAUACCAUCAUUCAAAGUUGGGACUGGGAUGCAUAUCAGAGGGAGCAGGAGGAGGCAGCUCAGCGGAAGCGGUCUCGGGAGGAAGCAGCAGCAGCAGCAGCAGCAGCAGCAGCAGCAACGGGUAGUCGUAAGCGGCGAGCAGCAGCAGGAGUUGCAUUACUUGCUGCAGCUGCAUUGGAGGAUGCUGAGGAAGCUGAAGAAGAGGGUUUAGAGUUUGCUGCACGUACACCUAAACCCUCAGCAGCAAAGCACGGGGUAGAUUAUUAUUAUAAAGGAGGUCGUAGGAUUGUACUAGCAAGGACGCCUCCUCUAGUAAAACAAAGAAGAGGAGAGCUGAUGUCAGCAACUGUGGGGUUGAGUCUCCUUGACGAUCCCCUGAUGGCUGCUGCUGUGGGGUUGCUGCCUGAGCAGCAGCAGCAGCAGCAGCAGCAGCAGUUGUGGCCGGGUCACCCUUCCGCCGCCCAUCAUCAGCAUCAGCAUCAGCAGCAGCAGCAGCUGCUGCUGCUUCAGCAGCGGGAACAGGAGGCCCUGCUGCAGGAGAGAAGAGAGCAGCAGAGACUCAGCGGGCUUUUGAAUGGAUUCUCAGGGCAGUGGCUGUCUAUGAUGCGGUCGUUAGUGCUUACAAGGAGACAGUUGCUGCAGCUGCUGCUGCCAGUCCCUUUAGAUCUGCUGCACAACCCCACAAACUUGUUUGCUCCUCUGCCUCCGCUGCUGUCUCCUGUGCUGCUGAUGGAGGUAGCUGUAAGACAUCAGAACCCUGCUGCUGCUGCACACCUUCUAGCAGCAAAUCUGCUGCUGCAUCGCCUUGCUGAUACUAUUGCUAUAAGAGCCCUAGACCCAGCACAAAAACGCCUGGCUAUUGCCUCAAAUAUUCAAAAGGAGACAAAACUAACGAAAGGAGACACCACACGCAUGCAGCCCCAACGCACCCCACAGGGCAAGUCUACCCCAGGCAAACAAAGUGGCAGCAGCAGCAGCUCCGCCGUGCGCUUCGAGAUGGGGUACUCUGUUUGUCUAUGUCUAGGCCUUCUAUACGGAAGGAUUAACCCGAACCAGCUGCCUCUUUAUGCUGCUACUGCUGCUGCUGCUGCGGGGUCGCAGCAGCAACAGCAGCAGAAGAAAAAGAAGCAGCGCUUCUGCUGCGCUCCCUGGAUCGGUCUUAUGACGGGAGAACAAAUGGCUGCGCGCAGGAGGCAGGCUAAGCUGCAACAGCAGCAGCAGCAACAGCAGCAACAGCAACAGCAGCAGCAGCAGCAACAGCACCAAGAGUCGUCUGGUGGCUCUGCUGCGUCCAGCACCGGAUCUGCUGCUGCUCCGGCUUUUGCUGCUGCUGCUGCGUCGACCAAUGAUGUUAAACCUCUGCUGCAGUGUGGCGGUGAAGGAAAUGUCUGUUCUGUUGCUUCUGCUGCUGCUCCCAGUGCUGCUGCCGCUGCUGCUGCUGCACCUGAGGGCCCAGCGGGUGGCGAGUCGCUGCCCACCGGUGCCCCCUGCAGCAACGACGUUUGCAGCAGCAGCAACAGCAACAGCAGCAGCAGUAAUAAUAAUAAUAACGGUGAUCCUGCUGCAGCAGCAGGAGCUCCUGCUGCUUCCGGCGAGUCGUCUGCUGCAGGAGGAGACGGGUGUUCAAGCGGCAGCUCCCUACCGCCAACAGCAACAGCAGCAACAGCAGCAGCAGCAGCAGCAGCAGCAGCGGCAGCAGCAGCAGCAACAGCAGCAGAGGGCAAUGUAGAGUGGGAGCCUCCUUGGCCUUCUGCUGCUGGCGUGCAGCCAUCGGUGCCUUUGAAUUUAUGUCUUCUAACAAUUCAUUGCAGCUGCGAUGAUGAAGACUUCCUGCUGCGAGUCUCUCUAGAUAAGGUGAGCGAUCAGCCUCCUUCUUUAUCAGAGCUGGAGCGUUGCUACACCACGCAUGGGGAACGCUUCUCUUUAUCUACUUUAGAUAGACGUCUUUCUUCUUUAAAAGAGAUAGAGACACAAAGUAGAUUGCUGCUGUCGCUGCUGCAGACAGCAGCAAACUGUGCAGCAAGUAGAGCAGCAGCAGAAAAAGAAUUAGCAAACAAAGGAGGCAAACACUUCAUCCUCGUUAAGGUCCCAACCCGCAAUAUACCAGACACCACGCACUGCUGCGGUGCUGCAUGCACCAGCACCUGCUGCAGCAGCAGCAGCAGCAGCAGCAGCAACAGCAGCAGCAAUAAUAAUGCCGCAUGCAGCACCGCACUAGAGGCCACCACCUCAAAGAAACGGCUGCCCGCAGGAGACGAAGUGCUGCAGCAACAGCAGCAGCAGCAGCAGCAGGAUUGCUCUGAGGCCUUGGCAGGAGCAGAGGACGCUGCAGCUGGUGACAGCAGCAGCAGCAGCAGCAGCAGCAGCUACAAUGAGGAUAUGGUGGUGGAUCGCAGCGAACUACGCUUUGAUUGGCAGCUGCGUGGCGUUGCUGCGCGUCUCGAGGCAGAGAAGGGUGCAGCAGCAGCUUCUCAAGAGGGACAACCUGCUGGUGCUGCUGGUGCUGCUGCUGCUCCUGCUGCUGCUUCCCUCUCGCAAAGCUAUGAUGCUCUCUUCGUGCUGCUGGAGUCAAUCAGCAGCCAUAUACUCCGCGCUAAAGCAGCACACCUCAGCCUCCAUCUCCGCUGUUUAGAGAGAGAGCUCAGCAACACAAAGGCGCAGCUGCUGCUGCUGCAGCAAAAGCGGCAGCAGCACGAACAAGAACAGCAGCAGGAGCAGCAGCAGAUGCCAGAGACUCAACCACAGCAACAAGAACGUGAAGACACACAAGGAGACAAAGCACGGGCCCCGCAGCAGCUUCUGCAGCAAAUGAAUGCAGCAGAAGAGGAGCUGCAGCAGCAAGCAGCAAGACAGAUGGAAUUGCUGCAGCUAGGGAAGACACUGGUGAAUAUGUACGCAGCAGAGCAGCAGCAGCAGCAGCAGCUCCUAAGCCGCUGGCGCUCUGUCUUUAUCUCUCUCGUGCAGCUGCCUCCUGGGACCCCCCCAAACCCUCAUAUUCGCAAUGGCAGGAGGCUGCAGCGCCUUCUCUAG